Messenger RNA from Caenorhabditis auriculariae, 6009 nucleotides. The record is from the annotation of a GenBank genome assembly. Lineage: Eukaryota; Metazoa; Nematoda; Chromadorea; Rhabditida; Rhabditidae.
AUGACUGAAGCGCCGGAUCUUCUCCAACUCGUCCAAGGCUUGAGUCCCGAAGAACAAGCCGUGCUCCGUGGCGUCUUCGAGAAAGACCUCGAGUUCCAACGGCACGAGAAGGCCCGAUUGAAGUACCUAAAAAUAUACUAUGUUUCUGAAUAAGUCAAAUUUUCACAGGACCCUGAAAACAAACGUCGAAGUUCAGAGAUGGGAGCUGAGCAACCGGAAAGCCUCCGUUCCGGCCAGUCUUUCCUCGGAAAGUUGCGCUUCCAAUUUGAGCAGCGUCUCUGGUCAGAGGUCUGUGGUUUUCAUGGAUUCCGACGGAAUUUUCGAAACUUUUUCAAAAAGUUCAAGGUAGAAAAUAAGCAACGCUGCAGUAAAUUAGUAAUUUUUGCGUGUUAAUUGAUGAAUUUAAAAAUUAUCUGAGUGAGAAAAUAGGAUCCAAACUUUCGUCGUAGACAGUUUCAGGGGAAGAAACAAUCAAAAAAAAAUUCUGCAGAAUUCUACCACGGGCAAAGUCCAAACGGUCUCAAAAAGAAGAACUUAAAGCUCUCUUUAUUUAGGGGCUCAAAAAGGAGCUUUAGAUUAUUCUCUUUAAGACUUCUUUGAGGCAUUUUGAACGUUGCCUGUGUCAAGAACUUUUUUUUCCCUAGAUUUUUGGCGAAAAGGUUGUUUUUGGUUUUGGCCUCAGCUGAAAUUGUUAAUUUCUGACCCUACCCGGAUUUAAAAAAAGGACCUACAAGUUUGGCGAAGAGUAGAGAAAUUAACCUUUCAAACUCUUCUAGUUAUAAUUUCUGAGAGCAAACUUAAUAUGGAUAAUAGCUUUUUUGCAUAUUGAGAGUGUCUUAAUCCUCUUUGUGUUUUCAAAAAAUGAAAGAAAAUUUCAGCCCUUUCUCGCCGUCACGUUGGUCCAGAAACUGCGCGAUUUGUUCCAGUACUUUGGGAUUUAUUCUGAACAGCGGGACCAAGUGUCGAAAGUGCUCUACGGUUUGAUAUGUUCUUAUAUAUGAAGUUCUUCAAUGGAGCGUUUUUUCCGUGAGUAAGGUAUAAUUUUAGAUUCUUUGCGAUCGUUGCCGGACGACGGUGAACUCCAAAAAUAAGGAGAGCUACCUUUGUCCGAUUUGCUAUCAGGAACGGUGAGCUUGGACUUUAAAUUUCAAGUUAUGCUCUCCUAAAAAGUAUGUGAGUCAGACGUUGGAAACGCAAAUUGGACUUUCUGAACCAUAUUAGUGAUCACUUAAGUGUCCAGACGCUGUUAAAAUAAUCAUUCAAUGGCUUAGAAGUGGCUAGGGCACGUCCGGUUGGCGGUACUAAUAAGAGAAAAUCACAAAAAGACGUAGCUAGCCAAUGAGAACCUUCUGAAGCAAACUUGGAUUUUUUAUAUGGAUAUUCGAACUCUCGGUAACGCGAACCGGACGCGCCUCGACGUAUCUGAGCAUCUCUAGUGAUCCCUAUAGCGGUUCCCGCACUCUUAAGUGAUUACUUGAAAUGCUCACAAACGUCCGAGACGCGUCCGGUUUGUCUUACUUAGAACCGAGUAGUAGGCUGAAAGAAUUGAAUAAAAGUGAAAAUAUAGCGAUUCUUUGGAAACUCAUUUACGCUACGUAAAGCUUCAUGCGUAUCGCCUCUGAAAAUAAGUUCGACGGAUAUAUCUAGAGAGCUGGAAGCCGCCACGAACAGCUGGACGAGGUGCAAAGAAGAGCCCGAAGAAGACGUCGAACAGGCUUCCGAAGCGCUUCUGAAUGCGUUGCGUCGUGUCAAUUUCGAGAAGCGGAUGAGCCUCGACCCGGCGACAACUUCAACGGUCAGGAGUGAGUUCUGAAAACUGCAACUCUUCGAGAAAAAAAGCUUUUUCUGUUUGUAGUUUCUUUUUGACAGUUUUCUUAUUGCACCUAUCUGCCAUCUUUCAGAUUAAAAACUAAUAUAAAAACUUUGAAAUUGGGCCCGAAGGCUUUAAAUUUGGUGCAGAAGGGUUGGGAAAAUCUAUGAAAAAAGUUCGAUAUUUUUCAAGGCCGAGCUCCCUUCAUUUCACGCCGAAACUUGACUCUACCGUCGAUUCAGACCAAUUUUCUAGGCGUCCCUGACGAAUCGGAGGUUUAUCCAGUUUUUGAUGUCUUUUAGAGUUUAGAACUUUUUUCAGGUAGUCGCUGAUCAACGGCAGGCGACCAGUCAGAAGUUCUGGGGCGGAAGUCCGUCGCCAAGAAGUCCUCGCCGAUUUUGUGAGCUUUUAAGAAGGUUUCAGCGAUGAUAGGAAGCUCAGGCUCUCCUUGCGGUGACGUCAUCAGCUCGGCCAAAUCUUCUCCGGGACCCACGACGACGUCUUCCUCAAUGUUGGUGGCGAUGCAUCCGAGGUGAAUGAGUACACAGUUCGUAGUCUUGGGCUUCUGAAAGUGUUCCUGAAUGUUCCAAAAAUGAUAGUUUGUUCAAAUUAGUUUCUUUCUGUGAGAUUCUAUCACUUUUCAUGGUCUUUGAAAGGUUCUUUACUUAGUAACAGGAAGUUUCCCUAAAAGGCUCGAAGAUUAAAAAAAAACUUAUUAGGGAGCUCCGAGGUACAAGAAUAUGUUGAGGGAAACACUAAAUGUUUAAUUUUUUCGGCUAGCUAAGAAAUAUCUCAUAAUUUUUGGAUAUUUGUUUAUCUAAUGAUCUUUUUCGAAAUAACUUUGAACUAGAUUUCAUCAAUUUCGUACUUUUAGAGAGCCGAUUGGCAGUCCUGCACCAAGACCCUUCUCCACUUCGCCUCUGUCGGGAGUUCCAGAAGAGGAGGUGAAACAAGGCGUCAACGUCGCCGAGGUGAACCUUGAGACACAAUAUAAUCUUUUCAUAACCUGAAUUUCAUGCUAACUUUCGCGUAGAUUAAUUAUCGCGCGCGACGAUGAUCCUCUAAAAAUACCAUUUUCUCUUUAAGUUUUUUUGUUCUAAAAACAUAAAAAAGUAGUUAAACAAUGUAGCACUAUUAAAGGAUCACCGCAACGGCGAUGGAAAAAUCGAAAAAAAACAAAAUCGAAACUCAUAUUGUAGCCUCGGGUUCGGAGUUAGCUGCUUAAAAUUCUAAAUAGGGACCAUACUGGGAAAAAGUCCAGUAGUAACUUUUCUUUUGGAGAAGCCACCAAAUUGGCCCCUAUAAGAGUUUUCAGUGGCCUAGUAGUACCAAUUUUAUUGGACCUGAAGUGUCCACUAUUUCGACUACUAUUAGCCACUAAAACGGCAUAAAGUGGCCAUCUAAAAUUUUGCCAGUAAGUUAGAAAGAUAAGGCCUGGAAAACUGAUAAAAGUUCAGUUCUUGGUUGAAAUUAAGAUAAUGGAAAAGUAAUGAAAUGCUGGAGUAGGAAAAAAGUAAAAAUAAACUUAAUAAAUUUACGGAUCUCACUCUGAAACUAUCCUCAACUUUGCAGAAGAAUACGACUACUUUUUAGUGAGCUCUGAACUGAAUAAUGAGAAAAAUUCAGCAGCCGCAACGCGUCGACCGCCGCCGCAGCGCGUUCGAAGGAACUCGCAGGUCGGGAAAGCAACGCCGUCAGAGCGAAGUCCCGGUGCCGUCGUUCCGCUUGAGCAUGUGCUGACCAUGUCCUUUUUUGCUUUGCUUCUGCUUUUUUUGGGGUUGGAAACUAUUCCGGCACGUAUACACGUCUACCAAUAAAUGUGUUCUGUUUGCUUUCGCGCCCUCCCUCUGUUUGUCCGACGUCAGAUGUUUCCAAAGUGUUGCAAAUUUGGUUUAGCCAUUCGAUCGGAUCCGGCAAAGAUAAAGAAAUCGUCAAGAAACCAAGCCAAUUCGUUUGGGUUGAAGUGAAGGAGGAAGGUCGGUGGCUUUUGGUUUACAUCACGGAAUGCCGGAUUCCGCCGGUCAAUCCUGAAGUUUUGCAGGUGUUCUUGCAGGUGAGUAGGUUGAGAGAAGCUUCAUAACUUUCCAGGAGAGCGAAUUUUAAGUCAGAUAUUUUUAAUAAAAAGUGGUCUGGAAUAUGGUCGAUUCCGUGUUCAAAGUUAUUUCCGCAAAAAAGUUUUUACCGACUUUUCCAGUUAUCUUUUUCACUGUUUGACGGCGUUUUGAAUACUGCGGAAUCACUUUGAGCACGGCAUAAACAUCGAAAAAACACAUUUUCUAGUUUUCACUAUAGUUUCCCUAAAGCCCACUUUUUGAAAUUUAACCUUUGAUUCGGAGUACAAAAUAAACCUGUUUUUUAUUCUGUUAUGUGUUGUAACUUUCAAUUGAAAGUCAAAAUUUCGGCCCGACUAUGUAAAGAGCAGAUAAAUAAAGUCCACACAGGCUAUUUCAAUAGUCUUAUUACGGCUUUUGGACUGGGCAAAUGGGCAAAUAUUCAGCGUGAACAAAUAUUUCGAUUUGGCUGAACUUACUGAAACGGUAUAUUGAUUUUUCGAUUCUUCGCAGCGUUUUUGUUUUUCGGGCGACUAUUUUUGAUUGUUUUCGGGUUCUUAUGGUAGCGAAAUGGAACUAUAGUUUUCUUGAAAAAGUUUAGAUUACAAAAUUUCAAUUAUAUUUCAUGGGAUUCGGUUCAAAAGAGCUUGCUCGGUAUCCAUUUCAUUGGAUGGGUUUUGGUCUUCGUUCUAGGGAGAACUUCUGACCAGAAAACAAAGUUACAUUUAGUCAUAUCUUGUACAUUUUAUAGCGUUGGUUCAUCAAGGAAUCCCAAUUUUUUUUGUGGAGAUAGGCGAAUUCCUGUUGAUCAUGAGAAAGUACAGAUGCACCUGAAACCAGUGAAAACACUAUCAAAACUCAAAAAAAUGUACCCUAGAUGCUCUUGACUUUCGACGGUAAUGGACAAGGAAUGCGUCAUCGAAGUUUGCGUCACUGCGUGGGCCAAUGUAUCACGUUCAAUGAGAUUUUUCGGGUAAUCAUUACUAUUUUUCAUUAAUAACUAAUUAUGUUGAAAUGAUAUCAGUUCCCCAACAAAAGUGAAGUGAGGAAGGGAAAUAUACGUUUCACACUGUUUGGCUGCGCAUCCAGAUACGAGUUUCCAAUGGGACAGGUUGGUUUCAGUAGAAAGAAAUUCUUAUUUCUAAGUAUUUACUUCUGAGAGACCAAUCUUGCAUCAACUUUCUUAAAUGGCUUAAGGAUCAAAAAACCUUAUAUUUUCUGCCAAAAUUACAAGAAAUUGGCGUUCAGACACUGCAUUAUCAGGCAUGUUUAAGAUAGUGUUACGGCGGUCGGUGGCCGAUCAAUAUUGCGCUGUCAGUUUCGAAGCUAGGAAAUUUUUAAAAUUUUUCUUCUUUUUUUGCAAUUUGUUAAGGACCUAUUUCUCGAGGUUACAAGACAAGUUACGUCACAAAAAGUACACAAGUUUUCAUUUUAUUACCCAAAAACCUAGCUUGAUUACCGUAAUACGACCGGCCGCCUUAAAAAGGCGUGUUAUGUGAAUGAAAAUUAACAGAAAGCAUCGAUUUUACUUUUUUUUUUUUUGAAAUCUCGCACUUUUAACAGCUUAUCAAAACUUAACACUUUGCAACACUCUUAUCUUCCUCCUUGUUUUUCAUUUUUUCGAAAUUUCGUGAUUAACCUCAGUUCUUAUCUGCUCAGUUUGCCCCGCUAAUUUGAGAAGAAAUGUACAAGCUGUUGAAAACGUGUUUUAUGGAUCACAUGUGAUUGAACAUUUUAAGGUCAAUUUUCAGCUGUCAAAUUUUGGAAGAGUUUUUGUAUGUUUCGAGGAUUUUUGGAUGUCGAAACAGAACAGUUACAACGAUGAAGUUUUUUCAGUGUUUUUUUUUGUUGAAAUUUUCUCUUUCAAGUUUUACAGCAAAACAACUUUUUAUGAUGAUUUCGAGGACAUUAGGAUGCCUUCCUAUUAUAAAAACGUGGAUAAUUGUUUCAAAAAAAAAGUGGACUUUUUGCAGUACUCGACUGAUAAAGCAAUUCCAGGCGAUAGUGCCGGUGCGGGACAUGCUGGCUUCAUCUCCACAGUCGUGUACGAAAAUGGUCGUCGGCCUGUCGGUCAACACGGCCCGACGACGCGACGAGAACGACAACACCCGCAAGGAGCCGCGCUUCGACUGGAUCAUCUCUGUUUGA